Molecule: messenger RNA, 1760 nt
Organism: Triticum aestivum (bread wheat)
Lineage: Eukaryota; Viridiplantae; Streptophyta; Magnoliopsida; Poales; Poaceae
Exons: 11
Coding region: 53-1525 (490 amino acids)
Biological process (GO): regulation of DNA-templated transcription
Cellular component (GO): nucleus
Source: RefSeq, a predicted model, not a curated record
AUCAUCUCUGCACCGCUAACUGCCCGUCCCUCCGGUCUCCUCAGCGCUGCCGAUGGAAAGCCCGCAAGAUCUGGAUCCGCGGAGGCACGCAGGCGAUCGCGACGCCCUGGAGACGAACGCCGUCGGUUCCAUUGGGGAGAUGGUCGUCGCCCCGGCGGGGAGCGGCGCCACCGCCAACGUCGUCGCCUCGGAGGGCGUCGUCUCGGGGACGAACGGCGUCGCGUCGGAGGGGAUCGACGGCGGCGCCUCGGCAGGCGUCGUCCCGGGGACGAACGUCGUCGCCUCGGAGGGGAGCGGCGCCGGCGCUAAGGUUGGAGGGAGGCGACGCCGGAGGGGAGCGGCGUCGAACUCCCUCAGCGCCAAGGCGACCGUCCCCGUCGACAAGUGGCGCUGCCACCAGUGCCGUCAGAGAAAAAUAGGGGUCGCGACAGAUUGCAAAAGGUGCACUCAGAGAUACUGCGAGAGUUGCAUGCGUAACAGGUAUCCUUUGAUUGCGGAUGAGGUGUUGAAGAAGGGGGCCUGGGAAUGCGCCAAAUGCAGGAAGGAGUGCAACUGCAGCGUGUGCCAAAAGAAGAGAGGGGACGAGCCGACGGGGCGAAUGGUCCAUGCCACCAACAGGCCGAAGGUCAACCUGGUGCAAACUAAGAGCAUCAGUACACUCAAGGAUGAAAUAGUUGUACCCAGGGGUACUCCCGUGACUUGCAUUGCAGGUAUAAAGCUGCAGUCUGAAGAUGUUGGCGCUGCUAUUCAAUUUCUGGAGUUCUGCCGCUCCUUUGGCAAGAUCUGCAAAAUAGGGAAGGGGCUACCAGAAGAAAUUCUCACAGACUUAACUCAACUCGAAGAGGUGUCUUCAGUUGUUGCUAACGUUCACAUAAAUCUUCUGUCUAUCAUAGAAAAUGGCAAAGAUAACCCUUUUGAUAAGUAUCCAAGUCAUGGAGAUGAAUGGAUAAGAAAAGUAGGCGAGUACAUCAAUUUGACAUUACAUGCAGAAGAUUUCACACUUCGUUGUUUAAAUCAAGGGGUAUCAGGCUAUAAAAUUUUGAACCCUUCUUGUAAGCUGGAGGUUCUGAAUUGUCUGUGUAAUGAGGCAUUGUCUUCUAAAAAGUUGAGGACCUACAUUGACAUUGAAGAUAAAAAAUGUAUGGCCAGACAAAAAAUCAAAGCUGCAACCAGAAAGCAAAAGGAGCUGAAAAGAAGACAUGAUGACAUGACUAAAACAAUCAAAGGAGGAGAUAUUGCUAACAAUGAGGAAGCUAAUGAUAUUCUUUCUCAAAUAAAGGAAGCAGAAGAAAUCAAGAAGGCAGCCCGGAAUGAAUCAGAGGAGCUGGAACGUGUUCAUAGGACAGCUCCUGUUAUGGUAGACAAUGGAGUAAAAUACUGGAAGCUGGGUGGCUAUUGUAAUAACAAUACAAACAUAAUGCGUCAAGAAUUCGUUGACGAAAAUAGAACCAAGAACAAAGACAUAUGGUUCAUGUUCACUGAAGACGAACAUAAAAUAGUUGAAGAUCAUGUAACUACAAGGUGAAUGGACUACCCACCCUAGCCGAGACGUGGGUGCAAUGGCAGUUUUUUUAUACAUGGAAGUUCUAUACAGUUACGAACAACCAACAGUUCUCGAAGAUUCAGUCACAGCAUUUGAAUACAAACCUUGUGGCAUGUUUGUCCUUUUCCAUAUGAAAACUCAGCAUGACUUUGUAGCACCUUCUAAAGUUUGUUUCCUGGAUGUUUGGAAAUUGAGGGAAAUUUAUCAUUAGCAUUUG